CUAAAUCAAACGAACCCUAAAGAAACAGUAAAUCAAAAGAACCGCACGACAAUUGAAGCUCAUAAAUUAUUGGAAAAAGCAACCCAGAUCCCAACUCGCCUCUCUCUCUCUCUCCAACUGUCUAUCUCCUUACCCAAUCCAAGGAAAUACUAAUAGGAUUUCUCAAUCCAAGAUUUUCUUUUUUACUUUUCGAAUUCCCACUUAAAAAUCCCAUCUUUUCUUUUCUUAUUUACAAUUCUUUCAUUCUUGAUACUAUCGCCAUUCUCUGCUCACAAUUUAACUGCAGUGCUUGCGAGUAAAUAAUCUGAAGAAUAAUUAUUUGUUUAUUGGCUUUGGCUGUAACAGAACAGAUUGUUGCAGUACUUGGCACAAUUAAGGAGUUGAAAGGAGAGAUCUUUAACAAAAUGAGGACUCUUAUUCGGGCCGUGAGGCAAUUUAGGCUGGGUUGCAGGUCAAGAGGGAAUAUCCUAUACGAUGCCUCGUCUAGAUCACGUGAUUUUUGGUUCAGAAUGGAUCAUCGUUCUAUGUAUAGCAUGUCCCGUAGCAUAAACGAUUUUUGUCAAAGUAAAUAUACACACAUGAUCCACAGAGCUACUAUAUCAACUGAUGUAGCUGCAAUGACUCAUGGAGAACUAAAUGGCAGAGGGCCGCUGCUAGAAUACGGGCGUAGGAUAUCUGCUGGUGAACUUUUGGAUGGAGAUGCUUGCCAGCUUAAUACCCUGGGGGAGCUUCAAAGACUAUACAACGAGCUUGUUGAAAAAGAAGAAGCUUGCCGAUUGGAUCGUUAUGCUACUUCUGAGAAAGCUGCGAGGAGUAGGUGGUUGUGGUCACGUUUUAUACCUCAGUCUUCAGAUGCACCUGUGAGAGGACUUUAUCUAUACGGAGGAGUGGGAACUGGAAAGACUAUGUUGAUGGACUUAUUUUUUAAUCAACUUCCUUCCAAUUGGAGGAAGAAGAGGAUCCAUUUCCAUGACUUCAUGCUAAAUGUUCACAGCCGUUUACAAAAGCACAAAGGAGUCUCAGAUCCCUUAGAAGUUGUUGCUGGAGAGCUAUCCGAUGAAGCAAUCUUGUUAUGCCUUGAUGAAUUUAUGGUGAAUGAUGUUGCUGAUGCCUUAAUUCUCAAUCGUCUAUUUCGACAUUUAUUCAGCAAUGGAGUUAUUCUCGUUGCUACUUCAAACCGAGCUCCAGAUAACCUCUAUGAAGGGGGCUUGCAGAGGGAUCUGUUUCUUCCAUUUAUUGCUACUUUGAAGGAAAAAUGUGUAGCUCAUCAAAUUGGUUCCUCCGUGGACUAUCGAAGAAGGACAUCGGCAGAACAAGGUUUCUACUUUGUCGGAAAGCAUUUGUCAGGCCGUCUCAAGAAAAGAUUCUAUCAGUUAAUUGGUGAACACAUAGCUUCUCCACAAGAGGUGGAAGUUGUCAUGGGGAGAAAAUUGCAGGUCCCACUGGGCGCGGAUGGCUGUGCUCUCUUCUCUUUUGAGGAACUCUGCCACAGACCUCUUGGAGCCGCAGACUAUUUUGGGCUGUUUGCAGAAAAAUUCCAUACGCUGGCACUGGAUGGGGUGCCGAUAUUUGGGGCCUCCAAUAGGACGGCAGCGUAUCGGUUUGUGACUUUAGUUGAUGUUAUGUACGAGAAGCGAGCUAGACUAUUAUGCAGCGCUGAGGGGACUGCAUUCCAACUCUUGGAACGGAUUGUAACAAUAGCUGAUGCUCAGCAAAUGGCACCGAGGACCUCUUCGAGAUCGAGGAAAUCAGAUGACUCCGACAUUUGUGUGGACGACGAAUUAGGUUUUGCUAAAGACCGCACCAUUAGUAGGUUAACAGAAAUGAAUAGCAGAGAGUACUUGGAGCAACAUGCGGAAGCCUUGCUAGAAAAGCAUAGCCACCUACAAGUCUUCUUGUAAUAGAACUUUUUUAGAUGACUUCUUUUUGCAAUAAUACCAUGUCAAGAAAUUGUCACGUGUUUAUACAAUUGUUCCUACUUCCAUUUUAUUACUA
Salvia splendens (bonfire salvia) is the source of this 1995-nucleotide messenger RNA. RefSeq names its product AFG1-like ATPase. Gene Ontology annotation, molecular function: ATP binding; ATP hydrolysis activity. The record is from RefSeq and is a predicted model, not a curated record. The transcript is spliced from 15 exons. The coding region runs from base 405 to 1901 and encodes 498 amino acids. Gene Ontology annotation, cellular component: cytoplasm; mitochondrion; chloroplast. Lineage: Eukaryota; Viridiplantae; Streptophyta; Magnoliopsida; Lamiales; Lamiaceae.